CAUGUGAACAAAAUUGCGUCGCGCGGUAUCUACACAUCAGGCAAGGGGUCUUCCUCAGUGGGUUUGACAGCCUAUGUCACCAAAGACCCUGACACCAAGGACCUUGUGCUGGAAAGUGGUGCGCUGGUGCUCAGUGAUGGGGGCAUUUGCUGUAUCGAUGAGUUCGAUAAAAUGGACGAUAGCACGCGCUCGGUUUUGCAUGAGGUUAUGGAACAACAAACUGUAUCCAUUGCGAAAGCUGGAAUCAUCGCCACCCUAAAUGCACGCGCGAGUAUUCUUGCGGCAGCCAAUCCCAAGCACUCCCACUAUGACACCCAACUGACUGUUCCUGAGAAUCUCAACCUUCCCCCACCCCUGCUGUCCCG
Molecule: messenger RNA, 365 nt
Organism: Sphaeroforma arctica JP610
Lineage: Eukaryota; Ichthyosporea; Ichthyophonida
Exons: 3
Biological process (GO): double-strand break repair via break-induced replication; DNA replication; DNA strand elongation involved in DNA replication
Cellular component (GO): MCM complex; nucleus
Molecular function (GO): single-stranded DNA helicase activity; single-stranded DNA binding; ATP binding
Source: RefSeq, a predicted model, not a curated record